Molecule: messenger RNA, 798 nt
Organism: Aphanomyces astaci
Lineage: Eukaryota; Oomycota; Saprolegniomycetes; Saprolegniales; Verrucalvaceae
Exons: 5
Coding region: 1-798 (265 amino acids)
Molecular function (GO): nucleic acid binding
Source: RefSeq, a predicted model, not a curated record
AUGCCAAAAGGAUACGCACUCACGCUUGCGCAGCGUGGAUCUAUCGUGGCCUUUUGCAAGGCCAAACUCACCAUUCGCCGCAUUGCCGACGAGCUUGAACAAUCCAGCUCAAGCGGGAUUAAACAUGACCUACAUCUUACGUUUUCGACUCGUACGGUUCGUCGAAUCUUGUUUAAAGCUCCGCACAACAAGUACACGAAGCGCAAAGCAAAUCCUCGAAUCACAUUAGUGCACAAGAAGGCUCGUGUGGAGAAGUUCAAUCUGGAUGGCCCUGAUGACCUCCAGUACUACUGGCAUGAUGUCCGUAAGGACGAGCAGAAGUUUUUGAGCCGUCAAAAUGGUGGGGACGGCGUGAUGAUCUGGGACAGAUUUUCAAGUCAAGGUCGGACGGCAGUUGCUGUCCUCCAAGGCCGCCAAGACUCAUAUGCCUACUGCGACACGGUGGCGAAUUAUGUCCUGCCCUUUGUCCAUGCUCAUCACCCUGAUGGCCUCGGCAAGACUGCCCGAACCGUCGACUCCGCCAAGACCGUGCUAGUCGCCUAUUUCCAAGCACUCAAAGUCGACCCAAACCCUGCCCGGGACGUUGAGUCCAAGCAAUACGUUGUUGUGUACGAGCUGUCGUUGCUCGUAAACUCACUGGCCUCGUCCCACAUGUUUGUCGGGGCACUGUAUCGGUUCCUUCUCUGCGCGAGCUACAUUGGCUGUUUUCGCAUCAGCGAAAUGCUAAACCUGACGUGGGACGGCGUCGCCGUCCAACACGAUGGCGACAGCCAGUAUGUAUCGCUCCGACUUCGUUAG